AGAAGAAGAAGAAGAAGAAGAAGAAGAAGAAGCAGUCCCUGUCCCUCUGUGGCUUCCGUAGAUUAACAUGAAGUCAAAAUGGCUGCUCCCGUUGACAACGAUUUAGUUAGAAGUGAUUUGCCUAACGCUGUGCAGCUGCUGAAUGAUCUCACAGAACAGGUGGUCUCAGUCACGAGUCAUGUCGGUGAGCUGCUACCUAAAAUCAAAGAUGGGACAUUCAGGACAGAACAGGGUUUAUCUUUCUUGGAUCUUCGGUAUCACCUGCUGCUCUUCUACCUUCAGGACCUCACUCACCUCAUCAACAUCAAGACCGAAGGGGGCAAAAUAAAAAACAGUGAAGCUUUGAACAGAGUGGUCACAGUCCGAACAGUCUUGGAUAAGAUGCGACCCCUAGACCACAAAAUGAAGUACCAGAUUGAUAAGCUGGUGCGCACAGCUGUUACUGGCAGUUUAGCUGAAAAUGACUUGCUGCAGCUACGUCCCAAUCCUGAUAAUCUCAUCAACAAACUGAAUGAGUCUGAGGAAUCUGAAGAUGAAGCUAAGAGAAAGGCCAGCUCAGAGAGGAAAGCCCCCCACGCUCCUGGCAAGAAAUAUGUACCUCCAAAGAUUGCUCCAGUGCAUUAUGAUGGGGACCUGAUGGAGGCAGACAGGAGAAAUGCUCAGGUGGAGCACCAGCGACAAGCAGCUCUGAGGAGCUCUGUGAUCCAGGAGCUGAGGCAGCAGUACAGCGACGCCCCUGAGGAGAUCAUUGAUGCACGAGAUUUUCAGAGAGAACGGGAGAGCCGUGAGGACAUACACAGGAAAAAUUAUGAGGAGUCAAUGAUGGUGCGUCUCAGCAUGCCGAAGAGUCAGAGAAAUGCAAGGAAGAGAGGUGUGCCGGCCAUGUCCAGCCAGCUGAGCAGCAUCACACAUUUCAGUGACAUCACGGCACUGACAGGUGGCGUGGGCGGCCAGGAUGGAGAGAACACUAGCCCCAAGAAAAAGAAGAAACUCAUGAAAAAGAAAACCAAGAGGAGAGCUUUCAGGAAGCACAGAUACACCUGAACUGUGACGUGCAAUGGAGGCCAGAGGAUUUUUUUUUUUUUACCAAGAGCCACCACUUACACAUCGACUUUCUCAUUUGAAUAAACAUUUAUAAUCAGUACGUUUGACGUUUUAUUUUCCUUCAUCAAAGCACAGACAGAUUAGGUAAUAGACCAUCAUUCAGCCAAAAACAGUUACAUUUAAAAAAAAAUUUUUUAACUCUUACUGUAAAUGCUGCUAUGAAGCUUGAGACACUAAGUCAGUCAUUUCCAAAUAUUGCAUUUACAAAGAACCCAUUGAUUCUGGUUUGGGCUACAUGCAGACCUGCCAAUACUAAAUGAUUCACUAAACCCUGUGAUAUUACUUGCUAGGGACCAGUUUGACACUUAAAUACUUGUAGAUGGAAGCAGACCAAAGGAGUGCGGCUAUAAGUGAUUUUACACCACCAUGCAGAAUUCUUCAGGACAAAGUCACACACAAAGUUAUUUUUACACAAUGUCUUUAUUUUUUUUCCUAAUUACAGACUUGUGGGGUAAAAAUAAAAAUAAAAAAGCAAAACAUUUGUUCAAACCCAUUUCCCCUAAAAGAAAAACAAACCCCACCCUCAACUUUCCCUGCCCCAACGCAACAGCUCCAGCGCACUCCGUUUAUUAAAUUAAAUGAUGCCACUGGCUCGUUAGCCUCACACAAGCCCGGUCUGCACUGAAACGGGGGCACCAUCCAGACUGCACUGUACACCCUCUACCAAA
Molecule: messenger RNA, 1772 nt
Organism: Monopterus albus (swamp eel)
Lineage: Eukaryota; Metazoa; Chordata; Actinopteri; Synbranchiformes; Synbranchidae
Gene: ngdn
Product: neuroguidin, EIF4E binding protein
Exons: 11
Coding region: 79-1044 (321 amino acids)
Biological process (GO): maturation of SSU-rRNA from tricistronic rRNA transcript (SSU-rRNA, 5.8S rRNA, LSU-rRNA)
Cellular component (GO): small-subunit processome; nucleolus
Source: RefSeq, a predicted model, not a curated record